Camponotus floridanus (Florida carpenter ant) is the source of this 1980-nucleotide messenger RNA. Its product is annotated as tubulin beta chain. The coding region runs from base 277 to 1647 and encodes 456 amino acids. Gene Ontology annotation, biological process: mitotic cell cycle; microtubule cytoskeleton organization. Lineage: Eukaryota; Metazoa; Arthropoda; Insecta; Hymenoptera; Formicidae. The transcript has 4 exons. The record is from RefSeq and is a predicted model, not a curated record. Gene Ontology annotation, molecular function: GTP binding; GTPase activity; structural constituent of cytoskeleton. Gene Ontology annotation, cellular component: microtubule; cytoplasm.
GGAGAGUGGAGCUCAGGAGGCCGACACGAGUGCGUUUCCCUCGUCCGGCUCGUCAUCCAUUCGCAGACCCGACUCGCGACGGCCGGCUGCACACCUCGUCUCGGUUGCACUUAGCUGCACACGCUACGCACAGCUACGCAUUCCAUUUCGACGCAUCCAAGUACGCACGUCACAGCACGGUAUCGAGCCGCGACAGGAUAUACAGGAGGAUCGGGAAGAGAUCAGCUGUUCUUAUUCGCCACGCGCUCCGUUUUUCCGCGCUGAAAGGAAGGCAGAAUGAGGGAGAUCGUGCAUCUACAGGCUGGACAAUGCGGCAAUCAGAUCGGGGCCAAGUUCUGGGAAGUUAUCUCUGAGGAGCACGGUAUCGACCAGUCGGGCAUUUAUCACGGGGAGAGCGAUCUGCAGCUGGAACGAAUCUCCGUAUAUUAUAAUGAGGCGUCUGUUGCGACGUCGACAAAUGGAGGAAAAUACGUGCCACGCGCGAUCUUGCUGGAUUUGGAGCCAGGAACGAUGGACGCCGUACGUUCCGGCGCUUAUGGGAAGCUCUUUAGACCGGACAAUUUUGUAUUUGGGCAGUCCGGUGCCGGUAACAACUGGGCGAAGGGCCAUUACACCGAGGGCGCCGAGUUGGUCGACUCUGUUCUCGACGUGGUACGGAAGGAGUGCGAAAAUUGCGAUUGUCUCCAAGGUUUUCAGCUCACUCACUCGUUAGGAGGCGGCACUGGAUCCGGGAUGGGCACCUUGCUGAUCUCCAAGAUCCGCGAGGAGUAUCCAGAUCGAAUUAUGAACACUUACUCGGUGAUGCCGUCGCCCAAAGUGUCCGAUACCGUCGUCGAACCGUACAAUGCGACCCUGUCGGUGCAUCAAUUGGUGGAAAACACCGACGAGACCUAUUGCAUCGAUAACGAGGCCCUAUACGAUAUUUGUUUCCGUACUCUCAAGGUUUCCAAUCCGAGUUACAACGACCUCAAUCACCUGGUCUCGCUCACCAUGUCCGGAGUAACGACCUGUCUCAGGUUCCCUGGCCAAUUGAACGCUGAUCUUAGGAAGCUCGCGGUGAACAUGGUGCCUUUCCCACGUUUGCACUUCUUCAUGCCGGGUUUCGCGCCUCUGACAUCCAGAUCCAUGCAGCAGUACUCGGCGCUUUCUGUGCCGGAGCUCACCCAACAAAUGUUCGACGCGAAGAACAUGAUGGCGGCCUGCGAUCCCCGUCACGGCCGAUAUCUUACCGUGGCGGCUGUUUUUCGCGGGAGAAUGUCGAUGAAAGAGGUGGACGAGCAGAUGCUCAGCGUACAGAACAAAAACAGCUCAUACUUUGUCGAAUGGAUACCAAACAAUGUAAAAACUGCCGUCUGCGAUAUCCCACCGAAAGGCUUGAAAAUGUCUUCGACUUUCAUCGGCAAUACCACCGCCAUCCAGGAGCUAUUCAAAAGGAUCUCUGAGCAGUUCACGGCGAUGUUCAGGAGGAAGGCCUUUCUUCACUGGUACACCGGCGAGGGCAUGGACGAGAUGGAAUUCACCGAGGCCGAAUCCAACAUGAAUGAUCUGGUAUCCGAAUACCAGCAGUACCAGGAAGCCACAGCGGAGGAGGACUUUGAGGCGGAGGAAUGCGCUGAUGACUUCGAAACUUGCGAGCAGGAAAACUGAAAGUAUCGCGAUGCUGCUUUCUUUUUCUGGUUCUAUCUUCAGCUUUUCUAUCUGUGUCCUAUCAUUGUAAGAGCUUGCAGAACGACCGACUGUGCGCUCGCGAGAAACCGCCUUUUGAUACUUUUAUAUAUGAUACGCUUUAUAAUCGACGAAUCGAAGCGAAUGUAAUAUAGGCAAUCGAGAUGAUUUUUAUACGGCAUAAUGAUACCGUAAUAUUUAUAUAUGAAUACAUAUAUAGCAUAUAUAUUUAUGAAGAUGAAUAUUUGAAGGCAAAACGAUAUAAUUGUGGCGAAUAAUAAAUUGAAAAAUAAUUAUUUAGAAGGUAUAGUUUAA